Molecule: messenger RNA, 2434 nt
Organism: Vanessa atalanta (red admiral)
Lineage: Eukaryota; Metazoa; Arthropoda; Insecta; Lepidoptera; Nymphalidae
Product: lebercilin
Exons: 7
Coding region: 16-1827 (603 amino acids)
Biological process (GO): intraciliary transport
Cellular component (GO): axoneme
Source: RefSeq, a predicted model, not a curated record
UUUUUAAUAUAAAUAAUGUCAGUGUUGAGUCUCGUGCCGGAAGAAAAACGUAGGGAUCAGAGAAAUUCCCUAGAGAGCGUAUACAGCAGCAAUUCUCGGCUCAAUUUGCUUAACAAACGCAAGCGUUUGAACCCAAUACUGGAUAUGUCGAAUCAAUCUAUUAACAAGGGAGAUAAAUAUGUAACCCAACGUGUUUUAUCUGCAAAGACGCACAGAGUCAAACAAUUACAAAAUCAGCUUGCUGACGCCCAUUAUCAUUUACAAGAGCUAAGUAAUGAGAAUAAAGUGCUUCGAGCUUUACAAAAGAAACAAGACAUAGCCUUACAGAGAUACGAAAACUCCAACGCAGAACUGCCUCAGGUGCUAAACUCUCACAAUGAAGAGAUGAGAAUUCAGCAAAGUAAAUAUAAACAGUUGAAGCAGCAGUUCAAGGAAGCGACGAUGAAGUUAAAAGAGAAAGACAUACAGCUGCAACAGCUAAGAGAUGAUCACCAGCAUUUAUUAGAUUUGAGUAAGGACAGAAAUCUUCUUGAUCGUGAAAAACUUCAGAGUCAAGUAGCAGAUUUAACGGCGAAAGUUCAACAACAGAACGAAACAAUAAGCAUGCUGCAAAGAAGAAUAGCGCUAGAGGCUAAGAACUUUAAACAUCAGUUACAAGCUGAAAUAAACAAACAUAAAGACACGAGACACGACCUGGACCUAGCUAUCACCAACGCUGAUAAGCUGUCCACUAUUAUAGAGAUGAAAGAAAAAAUGCUCAGCACUGCGGCCAGUAGGGGUGGUAAAUCACCUACUAAAGUACCGUCUGUUAUGAACUUGGCUCGACCCGUUAGUAAAACAGGAAAAGCAGCGACAAAUCGAAAUGAUGAAAGAGCCAAUAUUAUUCAAACGGAACAAAAUAUACUUGCCAAGUUAUGUGAAAAUUCACGUAACGUCAGUAGUUCGUUGUCUCACGAGGAAGAUACUAGUUCUUCAACUGAACCACGCUCAAGAUACAUUUCCAGUCGAUCUUCAACAAGUAAUCGCACUACGCCCAAUCCAGUAAGAAAAAGUUCUAAAAAUUCAGAUGGAAUUAUAGAACUUGCAAAAACUGUACAAGACGGCAUGGCCGAUUUAACAAUCAUUGACGAUAAUUUAAAAAAUUCUACACCAGAUGAAAUGCAAAAAAGAAUGGAAGCUAUGAAACUGGAUCUUAUGAAUAAAAUAAAGAAUAACGAAGAGCCAUGUUCAAGAAAAUCGAGCGCUUUAAGGAGAAUGUCAACUGAGGAAUCGAUUGAAGAGCAAAUCGUUGAAGAACUUCCAACAGAAAGACCAAAAUCUCGAGGAAGAAGGAAUUCUACGGUUUCGUUCUAUGAUAAUUCAUAUUCGGAAGGGAACAAUUAUAGUACUGGCGAUGAAGGCGAUAAAGUACACUUAAAACGUGAUAUAAGUAUCGUUGAUAAGAAGACAGUAGCAAAACCUAUCGAAAAAUAUUGCAAAGAUAUCAUACAAGAUAUUGAAAAAAGCAGCAAAGUUAUUGAUGUUCAUAUGAAACAAUUUAGUCAAUCUAAAUACGCAGGCGACAAAAUAGUUGAACAGCUACAAGCUGUGGAUAAACUGAAUCAGAUCGUAAAUGGAAGCGGAGAUAUACCAACUGAAACAUUAACAGAGUUGAAUAAUAGUUUUAAAAUGUUAUCUGAACAAGUUUUCACUGAAAAUGUACCAAUAGCUAGAAAACGUUCUCUGUCCAGUAGGAAAAAUUCUCGUAUCGAAUCCAAAACAAAUUUGCUCGGAGACGCUAAUAUGAGCAAUCAAGAUUUACUAGACGAUCUGUUAGGAAAGAAAUGAUAUACGGCAUUUCCUUGAAGGAUUAAUUGCCAUUAUUAUAGACUAAUAUACCCUUGCCAGACAUUAGGAUUAGAACAUAGAAUUUAUUAUUGUUAACUCAAACCGCAUGGCAAUAAUUCCGAAUUUUUAUAGAUAUUUUUAUACAAUGAUAAAUCAGAGUCAAAGUUCGUUGGCCAUUCGAUAAUUUAUUACUUCAGUUCUUAAACAAAGAAAUCGUUUAAGUAAUUUAUAUGCAAAUAAAUAUUAGUCUUAUAUCCAUAAACAAUUACGAUUUUAACGUGAGAAUGUUUUAUGGAGACUUAAAUUUCGAUCGUUGUUGUUAUUGUAAUGUUUUAAAUAGCGUCGUGAAUCGUGAUACUCUUCGGAUUUGCUUCGUUAUGAAAACUGAUGUUAAAACAUUUCAAAGUUUUCCUCCUUCCUAUUAUUAUUGACACACACUUUAUAAAUAUAUCUUUAAAUGUCUUUCUAGCAUGUCUUCAGCUCGCGCAUCACGCUGAUAUAAUUUAUUGGAUUUCAACCAAUCAACCAACCAUAAAGGGAUAAAAUUAUCAGACAAUAUAAAAUUUUUGCAAAGUUAGUUAAAUUCUCAACAAUGUUGUCAGUAACG